Messenger RNA from Bicyclus anynana (squinting bush brown), 2509 nucleotides. RefSeq lists its product as uncharacterized. Gene Ontology annotation, biological process: cilium assembly; cilium movement involved in cell motility. The record is from RefSeq and is a predicted model, not a curated record. Lineage: Eukaryota; Metazoa; Arthropoda; Insecta; Lepidoptera; Nymphalidae. Bases 1 to 1290 code for a protein of 429 amino acids. Gene Ontology annotation, cellular component: microtubule cytoskeleton; nucleus. The transcript has 7 exons.
AUGUUUUGCAAAGACGUUUGCUUAGGGAGCUCAAGUGGGAUAGAUAAACUAAGGACCCUUAGUGACACGCUCAAUGAAAAGGUAGUGGACCAAAUCAAUGGAAAUCAGGAGUUGGUAAUGCUUACUGGGUUUGCUCGCGAAUCCAAUGAGUACCAGUUCAAGAAAUAUAUGCAAGAAAGAAUAUCAGACGUGGAAUCCUGGCAUUGGGUUCUAAAAGAUCUGGUGAAACGAUUAGACGAAGCGAUCGGUGGGUUGAAAUACGAACAUAAUGCUCUGCGGGUAGUCUUGCAAAGAGUGAAGCAAGAAAUUGAGUGUCACUCCAGAGAAGGUUCUCGACCUGGUGCGUUACAUCCCUUGAUGGAUGACGUUGAAGAUGCUGUUAUUAAGGAAUAUAAGUUUCUCCGUGACCAAAAAAAGAUUUUCGAGAAUCUCAUCGAAGAAUUGGACACACAGACCGCGAAAGUGGAGAAAACGAAGAAAAAGAUACAAGCAGAUGUCCAAAAUAAACAACAGACUUUAAAAUUGGAGAAAUCGUGCUCGAGCAAAGAUUAUAGGGACGCAGUUGUUGGAGAAUGGAAAAGAAAGAAAAAGGGAUCUCCAGUAACACACUGGGAGAAACGGUGUGCGGUACUCAAAAGAUCUGGCCUGAAAGCACUUUAUAAUGCAGUCAUUACUCGACAACAGGUUCGCGGCGCAAGAGUACGAUUAUCUAUUGCCGCUCAAGCGUACGCUUCAAAAGUUGACGCUAUGCUGAGGAGAAGACUUCAUACAAACAAACUGAAACUGCAGGGUCUUCAUUGGCAAAGAGAGGAGGCAAUACGAGACUUCAACUCCUUGCAAGACGAGCUGACUAUGGCUGAGAAGGCUGUCAUAGACAGUAUAGAUCAUGAGCGCAUCGCGGCUGCCCGAUUGGCCGAUCGCAACCAAAGACCAGAUAGAGAAAAAACCAAAGACGAAGUAAACAGAAAACUAAGGGCAGAACAAAAUGAACUUCGACAUUUUUCUAAGGAACUAAGGAAUAAUAUUGCUGACAUUACCACUUUACAAAAGAAUAUAUCUGCAGCAAUAACCCACAUAGACAGUUUUGCUGAAGACCUAACACAAGUUAUAGGUUUGGACGAAGAGAGGUUCCGAUGUAGACUCGGAGAGACCGGCAACACUGACAGUGCUAACUCAAACAACAGUGCUGCAAAGGUCACUGCAGCGACAACAAACCCGCCGUCGUCCAAACUAACGGUGAUACAGGAAGAAAAUGAGGAUGAUGAUGAUGAUUAUCCGUUUGACUUUUAACAUCAUGUUACCUAGUAGUUUACAGUGAAUGGCGUAGCUACUCCCAAGCUACGGGGGCCUCGAAUCCUUACAAGAAAAUCGCAAUCGAACUGAAGUUAGAAAAUUUUGAAAACGCAAACAAGCUGAUGCUAAAGUAGCUUAGCGUUUUUAUGUUAUUUGUUUAAAUUUAAUAUCUUUACUAAUAAAACCUAACCAGUUUAGAUAGCAGUGGGGCCCAUUUUUUCAUUUGCACUAGGGCACUUGGUUACCUAACUAUGUCACUGCCUAUUCUGUAAAGAUAGUUUAUGGAAAUGGCAUGUUCAUCUUCGAAACUUUCGCCAAUGGAUAGGGACGUACUUGGCUCUGUAGUGAGCGCGUUAUCUACUGAGUUGUCAGACUAUCAAUUCGUACUCAAUAAUCUCUGGAUUCUCCUCAGAAGACGAGAUUUGGAACUUUGAUCCACCACAAUUCAACAACACGACUCAAUUGAUAAUGGGCUGACUAAUAGUAUGCAUGUGUUUUUUGUUAUACUUACCUACAUAUCUAUCUAUACCCAAGUUAAGGACCUUAUGCACGCCACUGCUAAUCUAUAUUAAUAUUAUAAAGCUGAAGAGUUACUCUGUGUUAAUACCAUAUUUUAUUAACGUCUAGAAAAUAUGUUUUAAUAUUUUAUACUUAAAUUAUAUAUAUUUACAUCAGAACCGUUUCAGCAAUUUUUCAUUUAUUUCUAGCACUAUCACAAUUUGUCUAAAAUGUGUAAAUUUUGUAACUAUUAUUUUAUAUCUGAGUUGUAUACAUUUUUGUAAAAUUAAAAUAAACGAUUAAUGGUACCUAAUCGUUAUACUUAUUUGUAUUUUUAUAUAAUUAUCUAUUUAUCUAAGUAUCUUUAAAUGGAAAAUGUUUGAUCUCUUACGUUAUCUGUAUUUUCUUAGUUAUUCGUUAUUAUAAACAUGAGAAAAUAUAAAUGGAACGGGUGAAAUAGAUUAAAAGUUUUCAUAAAUUUUCACGCAGACGAAGUCGCGGGCGUCCCCUUGUAUUAUAUAAAUAGGUUAGUUCAGUCACCUUAUGGUAGGCGUAGACAUAGUCUUUGUUGUAAUGUAAGGCAACCUUCAACCUUUAGAGCACUUCAUAUCGAUUAGAAAUAUAAUUAUAUCCCCAUUAUAGGUAGCUAGGAAAACUCAGUAGCUGGAAGGGCGUACCAUGUAUUCGCAAAGCAAAUAAAUAAUAAGAACACAAAAAG